AUGGCAUCAAGCGGCAAUAAAGUAGAGGGGAAGGUUAAUCGGCGUGAAAAGUUUGUCGGUGGAUUCAGAUCUGAGAUUCAAUCAACUUCCAUUUCAACAAAUCUCUUGAGUACUCCUGUUUUUAUGAGUGACCCAUCGACAUACUUUAUGGAGGCUGGCUUUCCGCUUGCUAUGCUUCAGGUUAUGCUCCUAUCUUCACAAUUGCAGAAAUGA
Molecule: messenger RNA, 213 nt
Organism: Rodentolepis nana
Lineage: Eukaryota; Metazoa; Platyhelminthes; Cestoda; Cyclophyllidea; Hymenolepididae
Source: the annotation of a GenBank genome assembly